UUGUCAUUACACAAUAUUUGCUACUUUAAUAUUUGUAAUUCAAGGAUGAAUUACGAUUAUAUAAACACUUAUAUGUCUCAGAAGGGAAGUUUGGACUUUUCAAACUAUUCUAGAAAUGCUAGAAUCAAAGAUUGUAUAAAAGGCCAUAACUACUUGAAAACCGGAACCACUAUAUGCGGUGUUAUGGCAAAGGAUGCCGUCGUCUUAGCCGCGGAUACGAGAGCUACUCAAGGGAUUAUCGUUGCAGACAAAAACUGCUCAAAACUACAUAAGAUAGCUGAUAAUAUCUACUGUGCUGGCGCAGGAGUUGCUGCUGAUCUUGAACAUACAACAUUGUGGUUGGCUAACAAUAUUGAACUUCGUAGAUUAAAUACAAAAAAGCAGCCCAGAGUUCAAAUGUGUUUAUCCAUGUUGGUUCAUGAGCUGUUUAAAUAUCAGGGGUAUAAACAAUGUGCUUUAAUUAUAGGUGGAGUCGAUUACACAGGGCCACACCUAUUUUCGGUCUCCCCUCAUGGGUCAUCGGACUCCCUUCCAUUCUGUACUAUGGGAUCAGGUUCACUUAAUGCCAUGAGUGUUUUGGAAGAAGGUUAUUUUGAUGGAAUGAGCGUCGAGGAGGCGACUAACUUGGUUGUGAAGGCUAUCAGUGCCGGAAUCACCAACGAUUUGGGUUCAGGUGGAAACGUGGAUGUUGUGGUUUUGGACAAGGAAGGAUCUAAUCACUUUAGAACGUAUAAGAGAGUGUGCCAGAGGACCUACGCACCUACCGAAGACAAACUGCCACUAGGAACCACCGCAUACCUCAGAGAACACAUAGAACAUAUUAAAAAGCACGUAGUAGUGGAUCAGAUUGAUUUAGACUAA
Theileria orientalis strain Shintoku is the source of this 861-nucleotide messenger RNA. Its product is annotated as proteasome subunit beta type. The transcript has 3 exons. Gene Ontology annotation, cellular component: proteasome core complex. Lineage: Eukaryota; Apicomplexa; Aconoidasida; Piroplasmida; Theileriidae. Gene Ontology annotation, molecular function: threonine-type endopeptidase activity. The record is from RefSeq and is a predicted model, not a curated record.